AUGGCGGCGACGCGAGACGAGGAGAAUGAAAAGUUUGGUCGAUCGAGGAAGCGACCGGACGCGCUGCGCAGGACGGAGAUGCGGCGAAACGGACGAGAGGCGCUGUCGAUCGGGCGAUUCAUAAAGGCGAGACAGUCGACGUACGAUAAGCGGGAGAGGAUUAAACAGAAUCGAGCGGAGGGCGCGGCGAGAAAGGCGCGGUACGAGCGGUUGCAGAAAAAGUUAGGGACGAAGAUUGAGCGAGAGGAGGGAUUCGAUCCGGAGGCGUAUGAACGACGAUUGGCAGCGAUCGAUGAUCCCACGCUCGGUGUCGGAGCGGGUCCGAGCGGGAGAGGAAGGACGGACGGCGACGCGCGAGCGGCGAUGCGCGAUGCGGACGACGAAGACGACGACGACGACGCGCCCGAGGAGCAGCGCGGAGGUAGCGAGAAGAAGAAGAAGAAGAUGAAGAUGAGCGUCUACGAAAAGCAGCAAGCCGCGCGUGAACAGCGCGAUGCCGAUCGAAAGGCUUUCCUCGAGACCAAGGCGAAGCGAGACGAAACGCUCAGGGAACAGCGGGACAAACGACAGAACAAGAAGAAUCUCAUGCGCAAAAAGAACAAACGAGGCCAGCCCGUGAUGAAGCACCGGGUGCAGAGCAUCUUAGAUAAACUCUCGAGCGAGAUCGGGUCGUCCUAG
Molecule: messenger RNA, 678 nt
Organism: Ostreococcus tauri
Lineage: Eukaryota; Viridiplantae; Chlorophyta; Mamiellophyceae; Mamiellales; Bathycoccaceae
Product: rRNA processing
Exons: 1
Coding region: 1-678 (225 amino acids)
Cellular component (GO): nucleus
Source: RefSeq, a predicted model, not a curated record